Molecule: messenger RNA, 1395 nt
Organism: Brassica rapa (field mustard)
Lineage: Eukaryota; Viridiplantae; Streptophyta; Magnoliopsida; Brassicales; Brassicaceae
Product: ervatamin-B
Biological process (GO): proteolysis
Molecular function (GO): cysteine-type peptidase activity
Source: RefSeq, a predicted model, not a curated record
UCUCUCCUCUCUCUCUCUCUCUCUCUCUCUCUCUCUCUCUCUCUCUCUCUCUCUCUCUCUCUCUCUCUCUCUCUCUCUCUCUCUCUCUCUCUAACCUCUCGUUCAAAUCACUCUUUCUGUCACACUCUCUCGGUCGUUUCCAAUCAGUAAAGAAAGAUCUCUGUCUCUCUCGGUUAUACAAGCUGUAGCUACAGAUGGACAACAACAAAAGGAAAGGAAAAGAGAUAUAUGAAGAACCAGAAACCGUCUUUACUACUGGAGAAACUAGUUCAUCUAGAGUCGAGGAAACUGAAGGAGACUACGAAAAUGUGGGGUCAGGAGCCUAUUAUGACUAUUAUGAUUAUGAGAGCUAUGAUCGUUGGGACUGGAGGGAUUACGAUGGUGUUCUUGGACCCGUAAUAGAUCAAAGAGAUCAAGCAACUUGUUGGGCAGUAGCGAUAGUGAGAGUGGUUCAAGCAUUAUUGAACAUUGGCGUCGUUGUUCCACAACAACUUGAGUUGUCUAUUCAACACAUAGUCAACCAUGUGAAUUUUGAUGCAGAAAGAGGCAUCAACAACAUCAGAAACGCCCUUAGUUUCAUGAAAUCAUCCGGAGUUUGCCUGGAAAGUCGAUGCAGAAGUCACGGUCGACAACUAGUGAGGAAGAACUGCACUCAUCAACAGCAUAUCAACUAUCACAAGGUGGAUGGCUUCACUCAUUUGACCGACUUUGAAGAUGCAGACCUUGAAGACAUAGUUAGGAGGCAACCUGUUAUUGGUCUCAUACCAAUCAAUGCCGAGUUACAUUACUAUGACUUUGGAAGAGACAUGAUAUAUCAACAUGACCGUACUACAGAUCCAGCUGACCCAGCAGUGCAUAACGUCCUUAUUGUUGGCUUUGGAAACCGCAACGGAAGACCUUAUUGGAUUGUGCAAAAUUCAUGGGGAGAAGAUUGGGGAGAUAGAGGAUAUGCGUAUGUGUAUCGUCAGCCAAUAAGUGGUCGCUCUAUCUCUCAGUUCACUGAAAUCAUUAUUCCUAACAAGAGAGAUCAUCCGAGACCUCCCGGACCAAAGAGCGGAGCAUGAUGGUUUAAUUUGGUCUCUCAAUCUCAUGCAUGCGUAUGAGAUUUUGAUCCUUUAGACACUGUGCAUGUUUGAUCUUUAAACUUUCAAAAGUCUUAUUGAAGAGACAUGGAUGAUCGUGAAUGAUGAUACUAUUUUGCAUGAAAAAUUUGUGAGAUCGUGCUAUUUGGUUUGACGACAUGAACUAGAUACUUACGCUUUGAUGUGGUCAUUGUGUCCUUUUGUAGAAGACAAGAAUAUGAACAGAAUAAUGUAACACUUUAUUCAGUCAGUUUUGCUUGACUAGUUUAUUAGAAACAUAAGAGAGAGGAGAGAUUUAGCUACGGUAUUUAUU